GCGCCGCGACGCUGCGUCAGGCGGGCUGGGCGCCGGGGGGAGCGCGCGGCCGGCCGGCAGCAGCGCCCCCCUCUGGGCGCCCCCCUCCCCGCCACCGGCCAGCCGCGGGAAGAUGAGUGCCGGCCCCCAGGAAGCCCUGAUCUCCGUGUUCCUGCAGUUCGUGGAGGAUCGGGGCCGCUGGGCCUACCGGGCCCUCAGCCAGACGCCCCACCCCAGGGAGCAGCUCCACAACGAGAUGAACCUGCUGUACCGCAAGAGUAAGGUGGAGUGGAAGCAGAGCAAGGACGAGGAGCCCAAGAAGGGUUCAGCCAAGGAGCCUGGCGUGGGGAAGGUGCGGGACGUGGCUUCCUUCCGCCGCCACUUCAGGAUGGGGUUCAUGACCAUGCCCGCCUCGCAGGAACACGCUCCGCACCCCUGUGCCAGCAGCAUGGCCCCCCGCUCUCUCUCCUGCCAUUCUGUGGGCAGCGUGGACAGCAGUUCGGGAGACAGGGCUGCCGGAUCUCGCAAGCCCCCUGCCAAGCCCAAGCGAAACCCCAGCACCAAGCUGAGUGCAGAGGCCAGGACCGCCUUGGAGCCCACGGGGAGCAAGAAAGGAGGUUCCCAAAAGUCCAGUUCAGAAGGUCGGGAACUGGGCUGCAAGGUGCCCCCCCAGAAGCCCAAGCGCAGCCCCAACACCCACUUGUCUGUCUCGUUCGACGAGGCAUAUUCGGGCAGGCUGCCCGGCCCCCCUCUGGGCGGGGCGAUGCAGCGCUACGGCCGCACCUUCUCUCACACUCAAGCUAAGGGUUCUGACGCUGAGGAGGACGAGCCGGUCUACAUCGAGAUGGUGGGAGACAUUUUCCGAGGGCCCGGGCCCCCUUCUCAGGCACCGGCCACGGCGGACGAGGACUCUGACGAGAGCGAAGCCAUUUACGAAGAGAUGAAGUAUCCACUCCCGGAAGAAGGGGGCGAGUGCCGGCCCAACGGGGCACUGGCCUCCCCACGCCACUAUCCGGCCAAACGGGAGGCUGCCAAGGGGGUGCCUAGCACCAAAACCUCCCCAUGUGAGAUCCCACCACCGUUCCCCAACCUCUUGCAGCACCGCCCCCCUCUGCUGGCCUUUCCGCAGGGCAAGAAGGGCUACAAAGGCCCCAGCCAGGAGGGCUCCAAGCUGCCGGUCCCGUGCCACGCCAAGGACGCCCCGCCUGCCCCAGCGACACCCCAAGUUUCCAGCCAUCAGCUGAGGGCAGGGGACGCCGCAGCCUUGGGCCCUUCGGGCCGUGCCCGCAGCCACUCCACCCCGCUGCCUCCCCAGCCCACUGGCCAGAGCAAAGCCGAAAAGGAGCUCCCCAAUUCCCACAGCAUGAUUUGUCCCGCCGCCAAGCAGGCUCCCGUGCAGGCAGCCUCCACCCCUUCCAUGCUCCCGGUCAAGGAGAAGCCUGCUGUUUCUUACACCAUGGUCUACUCCGCUGUCAAAGUCACCACCCACACGGCCCCAAUGGAGCAGAAGGCCGAGAAGGAGAUUUCGGUCCUGCAUGGCCUGUUGUGUGCCCGCCCGUCCACAGUGCCCACCUGCAGGCAGGCCCAGAGGGCGUGCACGGUGCCUGAGCCACCGCCCCUGGGCAUGGUCUGGACUUACCCUGCCCCCUGUGCGGGGCUGAAGCGCCCACCAGCAUAUGAGAGCAUCAAGAACGUGGCCGCCAAAGCACCCUCCGCGGUCAAGAUCCCGCUCCAGGACCGGGUAUUCACCAGAGUUGCCUGCUCCCACCUCUUGCCUAGUGAAGAGUGUGCCCGCCCAGCGGGGGAGGAGGAGGAAGCAUUCGGGUGGGUGCUGCAGAGAAGAAUGGGCUACGUGAACCGGAAGGCAAAAGAACCGGAAAAGGCCCCCGAUGGCCCCAAGGCCUGGGACGAGAGUGACAGCGCUCCCCCCAGGAUGGAGAAGGAAGAGAAGGCCGGGCCCGGCCUGACACAGUCCAGCAUCCCUGUCCGCACACCAGGGCUCGAGGGCCUUACUGCCAAGAUGCCCGGGGGACGGACUAACCUGCCUGUUCCCUGCCAGACCUUUCCCGCCUGUCACCGGAACGGAGAUUUCACAGGUGGUUACCUCCUGGGCCGCUCCGCAUCCACCUCUGGCGUUCGACACGCUGUGGUUCACACACAGAGGCCGUGUAGCCAUCCCCGGGACCCAGCCAGCCUGGCCCUGCACCAAGCGCCGCUGCCGUCCCCUGGGCCCCUCCAGGGCACCCGUGAGCGGGACGGCAAACUCCUGGAGGUGAUUGAGCGCAAGCGGUGCGUGUGCAAGGAGAUCAAGGCGCGACACCGCCCUGAGCGCACCCUGUGCAAGCAGGAGAGCAUGCCAAUCCUGCCCAGCUGGCGGAGGAACACGGAGAACCGCAAGUCCGGGACCCCUCCCUGCCGCCGCCAGCAGACUGUGCUGUGGGACACGGCCAUAUGAUGGCGCGGGGCUGAGCCCUGAGGAACCGGUGCCUUGUGCCAGCCGAGCCGGACACGGCGCAGGGCUAACUGCUGGCAGCGUGGUGCCCUGGCCGUGGGCCCCUGGCCUGGGACUCGCCAGAGACCGUGGGCUGCUCGGGUGCUGCCCC
Molecule: messenger RNA, 2582 nt
Organism: Euleptes europaea (tarantolino)
Lineage: Eukaryota; Metazoa; Chordata; Lepidosauria; Squamata; Sphaerodactylidae
Gene: NYAP1
Product: neuronal tyrosine phosphorylated phosphoinositide-3-kinase adaptor 1
Exons: 7
Coding region: 113-2434 (773 amino acids)
Biological process (GO): neuron projection morphogenesis; phosphatidylinositol 3-kinase/protein kinase B signal transduction
Source: RefSeq, a predicted model, not a curated record